Etheostoma spectabile (orangethroat darter) is the source of this 3598-nucleotide messenger RNA. RefSeq names its product dishevelled segment polarity protein 1a (gene dvl1a). The coding region runs from base 288 to 2594 and encodes 768 amino acids. Gene Ontology annotation, cellular component: cytosol. Gene Ontology annotation, molecular function: frizzled binding. Gene Ontology annotation, biological process: intracellular signal transduction; canonical Wnt signaling pathway. The transcript has 14 exons. The record is from RefSeq and is a predicted model, not a curated record. NCBI's taxonomy places the organism in Eukaryota, Metazoa, Chordata, Actinopteri, Perciformes, Percidae.
AUCGCAAGGAUGUGGACUGUCCCUUCCUGUUUUAGUGCCGAGAGAGCCACCGUAGCGACUCACACCGGAGCAGGAAUACAGGCUCUCACAACGCGAUUAUGUCUGGAUUUUCUCUGGUUUUGUCCAACACACGGAGCUGUAUUUCCCAUCGUGUUGUGUCCAGGUUUAUGUAUUAGGGACUGCUGUUAUGUUAUUCUACGGGUAGCUGGUUAACAUAGCAGGCCUGUUUAUUGCGCUGCCAACCCUUGUUCCUUUCAUGUGUCAAUGAUUGUCCUUCCCUCACUCUCAUGGCGGAGACUAAAAUCAUAUAUCACAUAGACGAGGAGGAGACUCCUUAUCUGGUCAAACUGUCCGUCUCUCCAGAGAAAGUCACCUUAGCGGAUUUUAAAAAUGUCCUCAACAACCGACCGGUCAAUAGCUACAAAUUCUUCUUCAAAUCGAUGGACCAGGAUUUUGGGGUUGUCAAAGAAGAGAUUUCCGAUGACAACGCCAAGCUGCCCUGCUUCAACGGGAGAGUAGUGUCCUGGUUGGUCCUGGCAGAGAGUGCCCACUCUGAUGGAGGAUCUCAGUGCACAGAGAGCCAUCCAGAGCUGCCCCCUCCUCUCGAGAGAACAGGGGGCAUUGGAGACUCACGGCCUCCCUCCUUCCAUGCCAACGCGGUGAGCAGUCGAGAUGGCCUGGACACCGAGACGGGAACAGAGUCUCUCCUGAGCCAUCGCAGAGAGCGAGAGAGAGAGCGGGCACGGAGGAGAGCAAGAGAAACUGAGCUCCCUCGCAUCAACGGCCACUCAAAAUCAGAGCGCACUGCAAGGGACUCAGCCAUGGGUUACGACAGCGCCUCAGUAAUGAGCAGCGAGUUGGAAUCCAGCUCAUUUGUUGACAGCGAUGAAGACGAGGAUGCUAGCAGGCUCAGUAGCUCCACAGAACAGAGUUCUUCUUCACAGCUGAUGAGAAGACACAAGCGUCGCCGACGGAGGCACAAAGUGGCCAAAAUAGACCGGUCUUCAUCCUUUAGCAGUAUCACAGACUCAACUAUGAGCCUCAACAUCAUCACUGUCACGCUCAACAUGGAGAAGUACAACUUUCUAGGUAUCAGUAUUGUUGGUCAGAGUAAUGACCGGGGAGACGGCGGCAUCUACAUUGGCUCCAUAAUGAAAGGAGGCGCUGUGGCUGCUGAUGGAAGAAUAGAACCUGGAGACAUGCUCCUUCAGGUGAAUGACGUAAACUUUGAGAACAUGAGCAAUGACGACGCUGUGAGGAUCCUCAGAGAGAUUGUUUCCAAAACUGGUCCUAUUAGUCUUACUGUUGCCAAAUGUUGGGACCCAUCUCCACGAAGCUACUUCACCAUCCCUCGUGCUGAGCCAGUGAGACCCAUUGACCCAGCAGCAUGGAUUUCACACACCACUGCUCUGACAGGACCUUACCCACACUAUGGUAAAAACAACCAACCACCAACUCACUCUAUGAAGCAUCCAUUAUGUGGUAAUUAUGAUAACCUUACAACAUUUAAAACAAUUGAAAAGUUCCACAUGUUAAUACUUUCUCACUUCUCUCCUAUCCUAGAGUUUGACGACUUGCCUCUAUCUGCAAGUAAAACAGACAUGGCAACCAUCGUCAAGGUGAUGCAGUUGCCUGACUCUGGCCUGGAGAUUCGAGACAGGAUGUGGUUGAAGAUCACCAUCGCCAACGCUGUCAUUGGUGCUGACGUGGUGGACUGGCUUUACUCCAGAGUUGAGGGAUUCAAGGACCGGCGAGAUGCGAGGAAGUACGCUAGCAGUCUGCUGAAACAUGGCUACCUGAGACACACCGUCAACAAGAUCACCUUCUCCGAGCAAUGCUACUAUACCUUCGGGGACCUCUGCCAAAACAUGGCAUCACUCAAUUUAAAUGAGGGAUCCAGCGGUGGAGGCUCUGAGCAGGACACUCUGGCACCGCUCCCUCCCACCAGCAACCCCUGGCCCUUGGGUGGGCAGCCAUUCCCCUACCCUCCCUUUCCCUCUGCACCCCCCAGCUUCCCGCCAGGAUACUCAGACCCGUGCCACAGUUUCCACAGUGGGAGCGCAGGCAGCCAGAACAGCGAGGGAAGCCGAAGCAGUGGAUCCAACCCCAGCGCAGGCAAAGGUAGACUCCCCUCCCCACAGGAGAAGGGCCAAAGGUCAACAUGCAGUGAAUCAGAGCACCGUGUCCGUGGAGGGAGGCGUGGUGGGUCCACCAGCCAAAUGAGCCAUCACAGCCACACCGUCUCCAGUCACAGCCAUGCUCGAUCAAGUCACAGUCAGUUGCACAGGACUUACUCUCACUCAAAGAACAGCCACCUCUCCUUCACCUACAGCCAUGCCCCCUUCACCCAGCCAGCGCCAGGCUCAUGUGCCCACAGCGAGCGAAGCCAUGCCUCCUCCUACGGUCCCCCAGGCUUGCCUCCCCCUUAUUGUCUUGCCCAUCUGGCCCCCAAGACCUCAGUGAGUAGCAGCACGCCCCCUGGAGCCCCUCCUGGAAGAGAGUUAGCAGCCGUUCCUCCUGAGCUCACUGCCAGUCGCCAAUCCUUCCAGCAUGCUAUGGGCAAUCCCUGUGAGUUCUUUGUUGACAUCAUGUGACAGGUGACAGUGCCUUCAAAACUCAUUGAGCACAAAACAAUUCUCCCGUGAAGCCACUCAGCCCCUUCUCUCUUUCCUCUCAGUCUUUUGUGUCUGACCGUCUCCAAGUUCAGAAUGUAGACACUGACUGCUCCUCUACCUAACCCCCUGCUAUCUGUCUAUUCAUGUGAUGUCCACGCAAAGGAAUACAGGCAGCAAGAGCACAACAGGACAGAGGCCUCUCACACAUUAAGCACGGGUCCUCUGUGGUGGAAAACCCUCUUUUGUAUUGACGUGACGUGUACAGUUUGUGAAAUGUGAGUGGUAUUCAAUGUGGUGAUACUUUAAAGCUGCCACGCAGACAUUUCCGGGAGUGUGUACUCCACCUAAGAUAUUUUCUUUUCUACAAGACCUUAAAGCUGGCUGGGCCUGGAUCUCAAUCCCCCAGACCCAGGCCGACACCUACAGCCCUCACUUAAAGACCGUUUCUCUGGGCCUAGGAAUCUCCUGAUUCAUUUCUGUGCAUACAGAUAAAAUUUAGCAUGUUACACCAAACCUCUGGCCCCAUUUCCUUUAUAUUGUGGCAUCGCCACAAGCUUAAUUACCUGCCUCCUACAAAAACGCUAACCUCGAUCAGUUCACGAUUCGUGGAUUUCUUCAACUUCAUAAAGUAGGCCCUGUAGCCAGCCGUUAGUUUAACUAGGCUGCAUAUUGCAUGACUGUCUCAACUGCUUUAAAGAAAAGAAAUUUUAUUAUUACAUUUUGUUUAAAGUAUUACCAUUGGGGGGGAGGACUUACCUCUUACCAAUGUUCUUAAGGAAGAAUCCGUACACUGGACGGUUUUUUGUGAUGUUAUUUAUGUGUAUGGUGUCAUACUUUGUCUACUAAGGCUGACUGACAGACAAUCAGACAUCACCCUUUGUGAAUCAGUGGCCACCUUCCACUGUCCUAGCUGUGCUUUGUUGAAUGUACCAUUAUUCCUGUCAGUGAUUAAACCCUGACAACACACAACAACACUUUGGUUU